Astyanax mexicanus (Mexican tetra) is the source of this 3988-nucleotide messenger RNA. RefSeq names its product UDP-GlcNAc:betaGal beta-1,3-N-acetylglucosaminyltransferase 2a (gene b3gnt2a). Gene Ontology annotation, molecular function: hexosyltransferase activity. Bases 382 to 1755 code for a protein of 457 amino acids. The record is from RefSeq and is a predicted model, not a curated record. The transcript has 2 exons. Lineage: Eukaryota; Metazoa; Chordata; Actinopteri; Characiformes; Acestrorhamphidae. Gene Ontology annotation, cellular component: membrane.
GGGUUUAUAAGGGCAUCUCUCUGGUCGUGGUGCGUGGGGCUCUAGGAUACAGCCUGCAAACAUGUAAUUGGUGUCAUGAGGACGCUGGAAUCAGGAACACAUGACUACUGUCUCCAGAGAGAGAGAGAGAGAGAGAAAGAGAGAAAGAGGAAGAAAGAGAGAGAGAGAAUAACGAAGAGAUGUAAGAGACACAUGUAUGAGUUUGUGUGUACAUAUAUAUAUAUAUACAACUGGAAGGAGGAAGGGAAUUCCAGGAAAGGAAAAAUCUAAAGAAAAUAAGUUUAGGUCUAGAAAUAGAGGGAAAACUGGCUACCAGAGAGAGAAAGAGGAGAAGAAAGGAUAGACAGAGCGAGAGGUUUGGGAAAUGUACAGCUUGCCGCUAUGCUGCCGGGUCUUCCCUCACAGUUCUGGUCCAAAUUCGUCCCCAGGGAUCACCGUAAACGCUCUGGACCAAACUGGAGCGAAUCCAUCGUCCUCAUGGAGCUCUCCAUCGACCAGCCCUGCUCCUGCCCCAGCUGUGGCAAUUGUAUCCUCAGCAUGCAGGCCAGCCGGAAAAAGACAAAGGUCCUGGGCUUGAUGAUGAUGAUCAACUUCCUCAUCUACAUCCUGGUAGAGGUGACCAGGAGCUACGGCCAGGGCAAGUCCAACGUUAUAGAAAGGCACCUCCCUACAAAUAAUUUCUGGAAGAAGUUUCAACUCAGUGAGGCAUUCUGGAACCGUGAGCAGCAGCACCUGGACCACGUCCACAACCCGUUGAUUGUUUCAGCCCUCACCCCCACCAACUCAACCCUUCAGGAGGUCCCACAGUUGUCUGAUUGGUUGAACUACACGUCUCGGACAGACCCUUGCAAGGCGGACAUUGGCAUGACCUUGCAGAUUAAGGACUAUAACUCCCUGCCGCAGCGCUUCAAGGACUUCCUGUUGUACAUGCGGUGCAGGUCGUACCGUAUGCUGGCGGAUGCACCUGCAGCUUGCUCAGAACCUCCGUUUCUGUUGCUAGCCAUAAAGUCUAUGGCGCCACAUUUUGAUAGGAGACAGGCAAUUAGACAGUCUUGGGGUCGAACUGGAAUCCUUGACAAUCGCCGUGUGGUCACCAUCUUCCUUCUCGGCAACACUGAUGCGAGUGACCACUUCCCAGACUUGUCCGCAAUGGUCAAACACGAGGCACAGCUGCAUGGGGACAUCCUCCAAUGGGAUUACCGUGACACCUUCUUCAACCUCACUCUGAAGGAGGUUCUCUUCUUGGAGUGGAUGGGCAAUCAUUGUUCCUCAGCCCAGUAUAUUUUCAAGGGGGACGACGAUGUCUUUGUCAACACUCGUCACAUCCUUAAGUACCUCGACAAACUGUCCGGCACUGCCGCCCGAGAUCUCUUCAUUGGAGAUGUGAUAACUAAUGCUGGACCUCAUCGGGACAAGAAGUUGAAGUACUACAUCCCAGAGAGCGUCUUCACGGGACCUUACCCGCCCUACGCCGGUGGAGGAGGUUACCUCUACUCGGGUAACGUGGGACUCCGUUUGAGGAACGUCUCCCGCCACAUCUCGCUGUACCCUAUUGACGACGUCUACACGGGCAUGUGUCUCAAGAAACUGGGACUAGUCCCAGAGAAGCACAAAGGCUUCAGGACGUUCAACAUCGAGGAAAAGUACAGAGACAGUGCCUGUGCCUAUCAGAGCUUGAUGCUGGUGCAUCCCAGGAGUCCGCAGGAGAUGAUUCAAAUCUGGGAGUGGAUCAGCAACCCUGGAUUGAACUGCUAGCGACAAUUGACAGCUCUGAAUUGCUCCAUAUGUUAAGAUGCUAGUAAGACCCAAGUCCAGAUUGUUUGAUGACUGUUGGUUGAACUGCUUGUCAGUCUGGCAGUGUCUGGAGAAUCGGGUCUGGGCUUAAUCGAGAGCUUAAUCCUAUUCCGGGUCCGAUGCAUCCUCACUUUAAGGAAUGUUCCUCAUGGUUUAGGCAAGGAUUGGCACCUGUGUAGCAUGUGCUGGAAGCAUUGCAUGACCCACUGUGGAUUGCCUGGGAACUUACCUGCUCUGUUCACCUAUAGGAUCACUUGGACUUGCACUUGGACAUUACCCAAGCUUAGUACUUGGAAGCUGGCAGGAUAAAGUCCUGAUAAUGUGUAGUACACCUGAUACAGACAUUUGUGUUCGCACAUACAGCUUCUCCAGGUAAAAUCUGUAACAAAUCUGGAUUACCUUUGUUUUUUUGAAAGGGGCUAGAGCCCCUUCUGGUUAUGAUCUUCACUUAUCUUGACAUUAUCCUGACAUUAUCAUGAAUAGAACUUAUUACAUCUCGAACCAGUGACUGUGCCUUGAAUUUCUAAGGGAUGUACAUCGGCUCUACAGUGGUUUAUUGAUGCUGAGGUAAAGUGCAAGUAAGGUACAGGUCCAGAUGCUGGAAUGGAUCCCUAUUGCAAUUUGCAAUUCUAACCAAACUCUUCUACAUGACCAAAGCCUUAAAGCAAAUCGCCGCUGUACAAUGAAAAACACUUAUCUCCAAAACUUUCAAUGGAAGUCAAUGUAAAAAGAGUUUAUUUCAGGUCUUUUGUAGAGUUUAUAUUGUUCCUUACAUCAAGAAAAUGUAAGGGACAGUUUGUCUGUUCACAUUUUGUAGUAAACUAAAAAUCGACAAAAAUGUAGAUAAGUGUUUUUCAUAGGACAGCGACGAAAUGCAUUUUACCACUGCAGGAAACCUAUACUACCUGAUUUUACUCGCUUUUUGGUAACUUGUUCAUUUUCAAACCUUAAAACUAUAGAAAGUCAUGUUUUAGCCCAUAGUCAGCUUGCUUGCAACCACAGUUGAGCAGAUACUAAAUAUGAGGUAUCUGGUUCCAGGUACCAGGUACCAAAUUUGCCUUAAAAACAUAAAAACGCCUUGUGAGGAAGCAUGAAGUGGAAAAACGUAUUGAAAUUAUAGUUAUUAUCCAGUUUUGAACUUGACAACCAUAGUUUGAACACUGAAUCCCUUCCACUCUUUACAGAAUAAUCCACAUUUGGGUGCUUUAAGCUAUUCCCCCCUUCACAACUUAACAACAUAUUUGCUUCAGAGAAUCACCUGAUCUUCACCUGAACUUCAAAACACCAUAUGGCUCUGAAAAAUAAAUAGACCACUUCAGUUUCUGAAUCAGUUUCUUUGAUUUUGUUAUUUAUAGGUUUAUGUUUGAGUAAAAUGAAUAUUGUUGUUUUAUUCUAUAAACUACAGACAACAUUUCUCCCAAAUUCCAAAUAAAGUCAUUUUUAGCAUUUAGCAUUGUUAUUUUAUAACAAAAAAGAUGCAGAGCUUUCAGACCUCAAAUAAUGCAAAAAAAACAAGUUCAUAUUCAUGUUCAAGUUUUAAGAGUUCAGAAAUCAAUAUUUGGUGGAAUAACGCUUGUUCUUAAUCACAGUUUUCAUGCAUUUUGGCAUCAUGUUCUCCUCCACCAGUCUUACACACUGCUUUUGGAUAACUUUAUGCUGCUUUACUCCUGGUGCAAAAAUUCAAGCAGUUCAGUUUGGUUUGAUGGCUUGUGAUCAUCCAUCUUCCUCUUGAUUAUACUCCAGAGGGUUUUGAUUUGGUAAAAUUAAAGAAACUUAUAAUUUUUAAGUGGUCUCUUAUUUUUUUCCAGAGCAGUACAACUUCCAUUGUUGCAGUGAUAUGUUCUAUAUUCACUAUAUGGACAAAUGUAUUGAGACCUACAGGAUAAUUUACAUUAUUUAACCUUCCAUUCUAAACUUAUAGGCAUUCGUGUGGAGUCGGUCCCCCUUUUUGUACACUCUUUAAUGAACACACAGACAGAUUUCAUGGCUGGGAGUUGGAGUUUAUAUGCCGGUGGGAACGGCACUGAAUGGAGCACCGUAAGUCAAUUAUUAAAAAAAAAAGGUGUGUCCCAAUACUUUUGUCCAUAUAUUAUGUAUCUCAUUAAAACUGUGCUGUUUAAUAUUUCUUCUUGUAAUGUUUGAUCAGAAGAGAAUGUGCUUGAAUGUCCCUGAUUAAAGCUGUUUUAAACAUUAA